UUCAUAAUUAUCUUGGUGUUAUUUGGAUUGCUUCUUCUUGUUUUUUAGAACAUGCUCUAUAUAUAAGUUGAAUACUAUAGAUAGCGGUUUUAACCGUUCUUAUGCGAAAUUCAAAAUGUUCAAUCGUCGUUGUACUUUCUAGACGACUUUUCCAUCAAAUACUUUUCAAAAUAUAGUAUUUGAAAAAAUCUACCAUACUUUAUAUUUGGCAAUGAAUCCAACGAUUGAAUUUCAAAAACAGAUUAAAGAUAAUGCUGAAGAUGUGAGAAAGUUUGUGACUGACUUGACUAACUGGGAAGAGGAAAUGAAGCGAAAGGAUUCAGAGGCUCGUACUGCACUGUCAAAGGAAAACUCUGUUCCACCUGUUAGAAACAGCUCCAUGAAAAGAGACUCCUGUUCUGAAGGUUUGUCGGAAACAUUGGAGGGGGUCAAGAAGCGAAUUUCAUCCAGUGAUUAUGCAGCCUGGGAGAAAUUUGAUGUGGAAAAAGCUUGUGAGGAAUUGGAUGAUCCUAAGAGCAAACAGGAUUCAGAGAAUGAAGAGGAGAAGCAAAUCAAAGAAAAGAGAUUGCGUGAUGAAGCUAAUGUUGAAAAGGAAAAGGGGAACCAAUUUGUAAAGAAAGAGAAAUGGGACAAUGCUAUUGAGUGCUACAGCAAAGCUAUUAAGUGUUAUUCUCGUGAUGCUAUAUUCUAUUGUAACAGAGCUCUCUGUUUCCUAAAGAAGAAGGACUAUAGGGCUGCAGAGACUGAUUGCACUUCAGCUCUUGCUCUUGACAGCACCUAUGUCAAAGCUCUGCACAGGCGAGGUUUGGCCCGGAAAGAACUCAAUCAACUGGAUGAAGCAGCAGUAGAUCUGCAGAAAGCCACAGAAAUAGAACCCAAUAAUACAGCUAUUGCAAGAGACUACACUUCAGUCAUGUUGAAAAUAGGUCAACUCAAUAUUGAUAGCAUGUUGACAGAGACAAUUCAGGCUGAGACAAUCCAGACUGAAGUUGAUUUCAUUGUGGAUAAAAAAGCAGACCCUAUUUUGCCAGCAAAAAAACAUAGGCCCUCAAACAGCACUCUAAAGGAACCAUUGGAUGGACCUGUAGUUACCGCUACCACAGUAUGGCCAAAAGUAGACGAUAGUGCUCUUAUUGAGCCUGUCAUCAUUCCUCCUCAUAGGCGUUCCAAGAAACCACUACAGAGAAUUCAAAUACAAGAAGAUGACAUUGUUUCUGUAACUACAUUAGAUAGCAGGAAAGUGGUUCCUAUUCCACCUUCCAAAAAGUCAUCAGCUGAUCACACACAAGAAGUUUUAAAAAAUUCUUUAGAUUCUAGACCAAAAGAUAUUCUCGCAACUAAUAGUACUAAAGAAAUUGUCAAACCCAAAAUAGAGACCUCAAAAUCUGAAUCUACAUCAACAAAAAGCACAGUCAUUCCACCCACCCCAAAGCUAGAACUUUCAUUGAGUACUGCUCCAAAAGUUGUUCCCAACACUCCCAAAAAUUCUGUCCAGUUUCUAGCUGGCUGGAGGCAAAUUUGUAAGGACAGCAAUAUGUGCUACCAAUACCUUCAGAAAAUUAAUGGAGAGGAUUUUCCAAAAAUUUUCCAAGAUUCCCUAGAUGGGAACAUGUUAAGUCAAAUAUUAAAGGUGCUAGCACUAGAGUUUGUGCAAAGUAAAGCCCCUGUUUUAAGCUAUAUUCAGGGCUUAACUCGUGUUCGACGAUUCCGAACUCUCACUUUAUUUUUAUCAAAGUCAGAUAAAGAAUACUUGAAUGUUCUAUUCAGACACACUCAAGAACAUGAGAAUACUCCUUUGGAGACAAUAGCCAGCUUGAAGAGUGAUUAUGAGCUUUAGAUUUGGUGACCCACAGCCCACAGUGUUGUAAUAUUUUCAAGAAGUCCUUUUGUUGUCUGUUUAUCUUACUGUCACAGCUGAGGGCUUUACUUCUGUAAUUAUAUUAAGCAAUCGCA
Molecule: messenger RNA, 1953 nt
Organism: Frankliniella occidentalis (western flower thrips)
Lineage: Eukaryota; Metazoa; Arthropoda; Insecta; Thysanoptera; Thripidae
Product: RNA polymerase II-associated protein 3
Exons: 10
Coding region: 212-1837 (541 amino acids)
Molecular function (GO): protein binding
Source: RefSeq, a predicted model, not a curated record